AGAAAGAAACCCUUCACUUGUUUUUCACAGAAGAAGACAGCUAAGUGAGAAAUUGAAACUCGAAAUCCAAAAUCUUCUUCCAUAGAAAUUCCCUCUCUUCCUGUCCAUAUUCAUUUUACCCGCCUUUUCAGUCCCAACAAAAGUCCCCUCUCUCUCCUCUCACCACUCUGAAAAAAAAAUUCUUCUCCUCUGCACCUAGCAAUUUAUUGUGGUGCGCACUUUAAGGAUCAUCAUUUUUCCCCCCCUCUCUCUCUCGUCUCUUUACAAAGAAGAAGAAGAAGCAUUUUCUAUCUUUCAAUGGAUUCGGCCACAUUAGCAACAAGAUCUUCAUCUUAUUUCGGAAGGUUAUCAUCGAAUAACAAAAACCCUAAUCCAUCUUCGUUACUUCUUUUAUGUAUCAAAGAGAAAAAAGAUAAGAAAUAUUUAUUCAAAUCAUUGAAAUCUUCAAACCCUAGCUCAUCUUCGGUAGUAACUGAAACUUCUUUAGGAACAUCGACAUCCGGUGAAGAUAACGGUGGUGGUGGAGUUGUUAGUUCCAAAUUUAAAAGACUUGUCAAUGAAUUUGAAACGAUUACAGAACCAAUCGAUAAAGUUAAACGUAUUUUACAUUACGCGAAUCUACUGCCUCGAUUUGAGGAUUCUGAUCGAGUAAUUGAGAACAGAGUUAUGGGAUGUACUGCACAAGUAUGGUUAGUAACAAAAAUGGAUGAAUACGGAAAGAUGAGGUUUUAUGCUGAUAGUGAUUCUGAGAUAACUAAAGGGUUUUGUUCUUGUUUGAUUAUGUUAUUGGACGGGGCUUUACCUGAGGAAGUAUUGAAAUUGACAACACAAGAUUUAUUUGCUUUAAAUGUAGGAUUGUUGCCGAGUAAGUCACAAUCCAGAGUUAAUACAUGGCAUAAUGUAUUCAUUAGCAUGCAGAAGAAAACUAAGAGUUUGGUUGCUGAAAAACAAGGGAAACCUCCGCUUAAGCUUUUUCCUUCUCUUGUUAUUACUGCUGAUGAUAUUCAGCCUAAAGGAAGCUAUGCUGAAUCUCAGGCGAAGUUCUUGUUCCCUGACGAAUUAAAGGUUACAGAACUAGUCAAUGUGCUAAAGAAGAAGAAAAUUGGUGUCGUUGCACAUUUUUAUAUGGACCCAGAGGUUCAAGGCAUCUUAACCACGGCGCAGCAGCAGUGGCCUCACAUACAUAUAUCCGAUUCCUUGGUUAUGGCAGAUAUGGCUGUUAAGAUGGCAAAAGAUGGAUGCCAAUAUAUCACAGUUCUGGGUGUAGAUUUCAUGUCAGAGAAUGUACGAGCGAUUCUUGAUCAGGCUGGGUUUGAGAAGGUUGGUGUAUACAGAAUGUCCGAUGAAAGAAUUGGUUGCUCUUUGGCUGAUGCUGCAGCAAGUCCUACGUAUACAAGUUAUCUCGAGGCAGCUUCGAGGUCCCUUCCUUCUUUGCACGUGGUCUACAUAAACACAUCAUUAGAAACAAAGGCACGGGCCCAUGAGCUCGUACCCACAAUUACCUGCACUUCAUCCAAUGUUGUGAAUACCAUUCUUCAGGCAUUUGCUCAGGUACCAGAUUUGAACAUAUGGUAUGGUCCUGAUUCCUACAUGGGGGCGAAUAUAGCAGAAUUAUUUCAACAGAUGGCUAACAUGACAAAUGAGGAGAUUGCAUUGGUACAUGCAAAACACGAUAGGGAGUCCAUAAGAUCUUUGUUACCCCGAUUGCAUUAUUAUCAGGAUGGGGCAUGUAUUGUGCAUGACAUUUUUGGGAAUGAGGUUGUGAAAAGAAUACAAGAAUUGUAUGCUGAUGCAUACCUAACAGCACAUUUUGAAGUUCCUGGAGAAAUGUUCGCCCUAGCAAUGGAAGCCAAGAGAAGAGGAAUGGGUGUGGUGGGUUCUACCCAAAACAUAUUAGAUUUUAUAAAACAUAGAGUUCAAGAAGCUUUGGACAGGAACCUUGACGAGCACCUUCAGUUUGUAUUAGGAACGGAAACAGGGAUGGUCACGUCAAUUGUUGCUGCAGUGCGUAAACUAUUGGGCUCUGUGAUUUCAACUUCUGAUAUAGCAAAAAUCAACAUUGAAAUUAUAUUUCCAGUCUGUUCAGACUCAGUAUCAAGAACCUCCGAAAAUGCAUCUGAUGGACAACAUUCUGCUGAUCUAAAUGGUGUCACUAAACUCUCAGUUAUUCCUGGAGUAGCAACAGGAGAAGGGUGUUCCAUCCAUGGAGGUUGUGCAUCCUGUCCGUACAUGAAGAUGAAUACCUUGAACUCACUCCUGAGAGUAUGUCAGCAUCUGCCAAAUGAGAAAAGUAUAAUUUCAUCAUAUGAAGCAGGAAGAUUUGACUCCCAUACCCCACUAGGAAAUUCAGUUGCCGAUGUUGGGUGUGAGCCAAUUUUACAUAUGCAAGAUUUCCAGGCCACCGGAAAAUUGCCGGGGAAGCUCGUUGAUCACAUCCUUGAUGCUGCAAGUAACAAGAGAUAAACUCUUGUUUAAUUACAACUUCAAAGGUCGAAUGUAAACAAGCCCUCUGCUGAGCAUCAUUACUUCUGCUGGUUUAUGUGCUUGACGACAAUCUUUAGACGCCAUAAGCAAAUAGAAUAUUGCUCCUCGACUGUUUGUUUUUGUUUCUUUCUUUGGAUUCUUAUCCCUUUUCACUACCAUUUUGCUAUCAUUUUUGUCUUGCUUCCGUUGAUGUAGAGGCAUGUUUUUUUUUCUUUUUUUCAGAAGCAUGUAGAGCGCAUGCUAUUUAUACAAAAAGAAAAGAUAAGAACUGAAAAUGAAGUGAUUAUAUAUUAGCCAUCCUAAUUCUCGACUUGUCCAGAAAAAA
Papaver somniferum (opium poppy) is the source of this 2809-nucleotide messenger RNA. RefSeq names its product quinolinate synthase, chloroplastic-like. Gene Ontology annotation, biological process: 'de novo' NAD+ biosynthetic process from L-aspartate. Gene Ontology annotation, cellular component: chloroplast. The transcript is spliced from 7 exons. Gene Ontology annotation, molecular function: quinolinate synthetase A activity; 4 iron, 4 sulfur cluster binding. Lineage: Eukaryota; Viridiplantae; Streptophyta; Magnoliopsida; Ranunculales; Papaveraceae. Bases 298 to 2463 code for a protein of 721 amino acids. The record is from RefSeq and is a predicted model, not a curated record.